AUGACUUCGACUGAGAAGACACUACCGCCAUCCUCCCCAGAGAGCGAUGACAGGUCCAGGCUGUCAUCAUCAAUGCCGGACGAGAAAGUCAACCUGUCCGUGGCCGAGCCGGCGGGCGUCUUCUAUCGAUCAAUGUCUCACGUGUCCGGACCUGAUGUACUGGAAUCAUCCGCACCACAGGAGCCACCGCAGUCUUCUGGCCCCUAUACUGAAGCUGGAGAAGAAGUAUACGACCGCGUGUCCUCGCGCCGCAAACAUGUCAUCGUAAGCGUCCUGUCGUUUUGCGCUUUUCUGGCGCCCUUGUCAAGCACGAGCAUUCUGGCCGCCGUGCCCGAGGUUGCCAAGACAUACCACACAACAGGCUCCAUCGUCAACGUGAGCAAUGCGGCAUACAUGGCGCUGAUGGGUGUCUCACCCGUGGUAUGGGGACCGAUGAGCCAAGUGUUCGGCAGACGACCGAUGACACUGUUGACCACAGUCUUGUUCUUCCUGCUGAGUAUAGCAACUGCGCUUGCUCCGAAUCUGGCAUCCUUCUUCAUAUUCAGAGCUCUCUCGGCAUUUGAAGGCACGGCGUUCAUUUUGCUGGGAGCGUCCUGCAUAGGAGACAUAUAUCGGCCGACGGAGCGAGCAACUGCUCUCGGGUGGUUCAUGUCCGGCACGCUGAUCGGUCCUGCCCUUGGCCCUUGCAUAGGCGGCAUCCUGGUGACUUACACAUCAUGGAGGUCCAUCUUCUGGCUGCAGACGGCGUUGGCUGGUACAGGGUCGCUUGGUGUCUUCUUCCUUGUACCAGAGACUAUCCACCACAAGAAAAUUGACGACUUGGAAGGCUGCUCCAGGAAAGAAAAGGCCAAGGCUAUACUCCACAUGACGAGUCCCAUCCGUGUGAUGCGGCUGUUCAGAUACUGGAACCAGGUGCUGGUCGCACUCGCCAGCUCAGCGCUUGUGUGGAAUAUGUAUAGCUUGCUCACACCGAUUCCGUAUGUGUUGAACCCGCGGUUCCAUCUGGAGUCACCGAUGCUGUCAGGCCUCUUCUAUCUGGCCCCAGGGAGUGGCUAUCUGCUGGGGACGUUCAUGGGAGGAAGAUGGGCGGACAGAACCGUCAAGGAAUGGAUCAAGAAGCGCAAUGGCGUACGUGUUCCAGAGGAUCGAUUACGGUCCGCAAUCCCGUUCAUGGCCUUUCUCGUGCCAAGCUGCAUUCUUGUAUAUGGAUGGGCCAUUGACAAAGCUGUGGGUGGGAUUCCCGUUCCAGUCAUCAUGCUCUUUUUGCAAGGUGUCGGGCAGCUCUUCUGCUUUCCUGCCCUGAACACUUACUGCUUAGACGUAAUGCCUGGACGCGGAGCAGAGGUGACGGCGGCGAACUACUUUGUUCGGUAUAUGGCAGGCUGUGUGGGCACAGCUAUCGUUCUCCCGGCCAUUGAGGGCAUUGGUGUUGGUUGGUUUGAGACCAUUUCUGCCAGUUUAGUGCUUCUCUCGACGCUCGGUGUCCUGGCUACUAUUAGAUGGGGCAAGGACUGGAGGGAAAGGAUUGAUGCGAAGAAGAAGAAGUCAGUCGAAGAUGACGCCGGCGAAGCGACAGAGGUGGACGAUCGACAAGGUGAGGAGAAAGCCGCGGAUGGCGAGAAGCCGCGAGAAACAGUUUGA
Trichoderma reesei QM6a is the source of this 1641-nucleotide messenger RNA. RefSeq lists its product as uncharacterized. Gene Ontology annotation, biological process: transmembrane transport. The transcript is spliced from 3 exons. The coding region runs from base 1 to 1641 and encodes 546 amino acids. The record is from RefSeq and is a predicted model, not a curated record. Gene Ontology annotation, molecular function: transmembrane transporter activity. Lineage: Eukaryota; Fungi; Ascomycota; Sordariomycetes; Hypocreales; Hypocreaceae.